AUGCGGAUCAUCCGACCUCUCGAGCCAGAGACAUCAUGGAUCCGCCUCCUUCAAUGGGGCGGCCGAGUCCGGCCGGCGGCGUCCAAGUUCCGAAAGCGAGACCUACGUACCGAAGCACAGCCCCAUGCGCGCGAUGCAGAAAGUCAAAGUAGUUGCGAUGCGACUACGGAGGCAAGGUCGGUCAAGCUUGUGUCCGGUGUGGAGAUCAAAGCUCGCACGACUGUGAACCUCCGCUCCAAGACCCAAAGCCGGCUCGAGGUACAGGGUCAGCGAGCUCGUCCGAUUUCAGUGUCCAGUGCCAGCGAUGGAUCCGAAUCUGCAGCUACGACCAAUGUCUCCUGGGCGCAGCACAUACCGGUCGUCGUCGGCGGCGGGAUUGUAACCGCAACUGCGGGACCUCAGACCGAAGCGUCGAGUCAAAUCACCUCUGACCUGCAGACAAUAUUCACAUACCGUGCGCAAAUGGGCAGCAAUGUGGAAAAGUCCACCAUCACCCCCUUGGGGAAUCGCGAGCUAUCCCCCGACAGUGUCAGCGAUCAAGAACACCCCGCAAAGCGCCUAGAGCCAAAUACAGUCGGUCGCAUCGCGUCUCAGAUGUCCGCAUUUGACGAUCCCGUCCAUUUAGGCUACGUUCACGAGGCUGAGGCGAACCUGCUCGUCACGCUCUUUCACGAUCACUUGAACCCUCUGAUAGCUGUACUGGACAGGCAAUUACACACUGCCUCCAUUCUGCGCAAUACCUCGCUUCUACUGUACACCGCUGUACUCGCGGCCACAAGCAAGUUCUUCAGGCCGUCAGGCUACAUCUCGCUCAACAACCACGCCAAGUCCCUACUCAGCAAGGCAAUUGAUACAGGGAGCUGCGAGACUGGCGUCGUAUUAUAA
Messenger RNA from Dioszegia hungarica, 885 nucleotides. RefSeq lists its product as uncharacterized. The transcript is spliced from 8 exons. Gene Ontology annotation, molecular function: DNA-binding transcription factor activity, RNA polymerase II-specific; transcription cis-regulatory region binding. NCBI's taxonomy places the organism in Eukaryota, Fungi, Basidiomycota, Tremellomycetes, Tremellales, Bulleribasidiaceae. Gene Ontology annotation, cellular component: nucleus. Gene Ontology annotation, biological process: regulation of DNA-templated transcription. The coding region runs from base 1 to 885 and encodes 294 amino acids. The record is from RefSeq and is a predicted model, not a curated record.